This is a messenger RNA of Salvelinus namaycush (lake trout), 1278 nucleotides long. RefSeq names its product transcription factor AP-2 epsilon (gene tfap2e). The transcript is spliced from 7 exons. Gene Ontology annotation, molecular function: RNA polymerase II transcription regulatory region sequence-specific DNA binding; DNA-binding transcription factor activity, RNA polymerase II-specific. The coding region runs from base 1 to 1278 and encodes 425 amino acids. Gene Ontology annotation, biological process: regulation of transcription by RNA polymerase II; anatomical structure development; regulation of cell population proliferation. NCBI's taxonomy places the organism in Eukaryota, Metazoa, Chordata, Actinopteri, Salmoniformes, Salmonidae. The record is from RefSeq and is a predicted model, not a curated record. Gene Ontology annotation, cellular component: nucleus.
AUGUUAGUCCACACAUAUUCGGCUAUGGACCGGGCGGACGGACUGACCGGCUCCUCGCCCAGCGGGCGACUGUCCCAACUCUCCUCGUUGAACCAGGCAGCUUACUCCUCGGCUCCCCCGCUCUGCCACACACCGGCCUCAGACUUCCAACCUCCGUACUUCCCCCCUCCAUACCCACAGUCUUCGCUCUCAUACUCACAGAGCCAGGACUCUGCAUACUCUCACUUAUCGGACCCCUACACCUCCAUCAACUCCAUCCAUCAGCAUCAGCAAGCGGCAUGGCACUCGCAGAGGUCGCGGUCGGACGAGGGGGGGCUAUUGUCACAGUCACACCGGGCUUUAAGCCUCGACCACCGUCGGGAGUACCCCGGUGUACCCCGGCUUCUCCACGGACUUGGGGAGGGUGCCGCAGCGCUAGGGGACGGGCCUCUUGGAAUGCACAUUGGACAUCACGGACUGGAGGACAUGCAGGGAAUGGAGGAGGGAUCAGCCUUGGGCAUCCUGGACCACUCCGUCAUUAAGAAAGUUCCCAUCCCCUCCAAGCUGAACGGCUCAGCCCUGUCGGCCCUCCACCUCAGUAAGGAUGGUCUAGGGAUGGGUUCCGUGUCCAACCCAGGGGAGGUGUUCUGCUCCGUCCCCGGCCGUCUCUCCCUCCUCAGCUCCACCUCCAAGUACAAGGUCACCGUGGGGGAGGUGCAGCGACGGCUGGCCCCGCCCGAGUGCCUCAAUGCUUCCCUGUUGGGCGGAGUCCUGCGCAGGGCAAAGUCAAAGAAUGGUGGGCGCUGUCUGAGAGAGCGUCUGGAGAAGAUUGGGCUCAAUCUCCCCGCUGGGCGACGCAAGGCAGCCAACGUCACCCUCCUGACGGCUCUAGUGGAGGGUGAGGCGGUCCACCUGGCCCGUGACUUUGGGUACGUGUGUGAGACGGAGUUCCCUGCCAGAGCGACAGCAGAGUAUUUGUGUAGGCAGAGUGAUCCUGAGCAGCUUCCCACACGACGCAGUAUGCUGCUGGCCACCAAGGAGAUCUGCAAGGAGUUUGUAGACCUGUUGUCCCAAGACCGCUCUCCUCUGGGGGCGAGUCGUCCCAACCCCUGUCUGGAGCACGGGGUCCAGAGCAACCUCACCCACUUUAGCCUGCUCACCCACGGCUUCGGUACCCCCGCUAUCUGCGCCGCCCUCUCCGCCUUCCAGAGCUACCUGGUGGAGGCCAUCAAAAUGCUGGACAAGGACCACGGGGGUGGCAAGGGCCACCACGAGAAGGAGAUGAAGCACCGCAAAUAG